AUGACUACUGAAACCUUCCUUGCUCGCCUUUGCGAGCAGGCUGAGCGUUACGAUGAGAUGGUUACCUACAUGAAGGAAGUCGCUAAGCUUGGCGGAGAACUCUCUGUCGACGAGCGCAACCUUCUCUCUGUUGCCUACAAGAACGUCGUCGGAACCCGACGUGCCUCGUGGCGAAUCAUCUCUUCGAUCGAGCAGAAGGAGGAGUCUAAGGGCUCCGAUAAGCACGUCUCCACCAUCCGUGAGUACCGAAACAAGAUCGAGACCGAACUUGAGAAGGUCUGCCAAGAUGUCUUGGAUGUUCUGGAUGAGAGCUUGAUCCCCAACGCCGCCACGGGCGAGUCUAAGGUCUUUUACCACAAGAUGAAGGGCGACUACCACCGUUACUUGGCUGAGUUCGCGUCUGGUGAGAAGCGCAAGGUCGCUGCCACCGCCGCCCACGAGGCAUACAAGAGCGCUACCGACGUAGCCCAGACUGAGCUCACCCCCACGCAUCCUAUCCGCCUAGGACUUGCGCUCAACUUCUCAGUCUUUUACUACGAGAUUCUCAACUCGCCCGACCGCGCUUGCCACCUAGCCAAGCAGGCCUUCGAUGAUGCCAUCGCAGAGCUCGACUCAUUGUCUGAGGAGUCUUACCGUGACAGCACACUCAUCAUGCAGCUGCUCCGUGACAACCUGACUCUGUGGACUUCUAGUGAGAGCGCAGAGGGCGAGGGUGCUGCCGCCCAGGAGGGCGCUAAAGAGGACAAGCCAGCCGAGGAAGCCGAGAAGCCUAAGGAGGAGGCUCCCGCUCCCGCCGAGUCUUAGACACCUCACCGUUGAUACCUUCUUGCCGCGGCUCAACAUGCAUACUCCGUAAGACUUUUAACAGGGCCGGGGUUUCGUCAAUGCCUAGCUGGCGAAGGAUUUAUGGCAUCGGUUGGGAUGGGUGACUCAGGCGAUUAUUUUGAACGUGGGAGUGGAAAAUAUGGGCAGGUUUUUCCCUUGUCACCUUUUCCCUCAAGGAUAUGUCAGUCAAGGCUACGCUAUAGUAUGCCUUAUACUGGACAAUACGAUAUGCAUUUCCACAACUACGGCUGUAUUUCAACCGCCUCUGCGCGUACAGGGGCUGGCGAGGGCUUCUUGAUGGUCAUGUGGACAGUUUCAUACACGUUUCCCCCCUGUUUGUUUUUAUGGUUUUCGAGAGAUAUCUCAUGUUUUCCUUUGAUCAGUCAAAUACAUUGCACAUCCCCUAUAGUUGGCCUUGUAUGGCAGACCUUACGUACCUCGUAAGAUUCAGGUAGUCUACAGGUCUGCUUCGGGUGGAAUUGCAAAUGAUCUACGCCUUAUUGCACCAAUCGGUGAGGAGAAUGUUUCCCUAUGGUUGGCCCUGGACAGACUGC
Messenger RNA from Annulohypoxylon maeteangense, 1379 nucleotides. Its product is annotated as 14-3-3 domain-containing protein. The transcript has 4 exons. Lineage: Eukaryota; Fungi; Ascomycota; Sordariomycetes; Xylariales; Hypoxylaceae. Gene Ontology annotation, biological process: signal transduction. The record is from RefSeq and is a predicted model, not a curated record. Gene Ontology annotation, cellular component: cytoplasm. Bases 1 to 804 code for a protein of 267 amino acids.